This is a messenger RNA of Penicillium verhagenii, 465 nucleotides long. RefSeq lists its product as uncharacterized. The coding region runs from base 1 to 465 and encodes 154 amino acids. The transcript has a single exon. The record is from RefSeq and is a predicted model, not a curated record. Lineage: Eukaryota; Fungi; Ascomycota; Eurotiomycetes; Eurotiales; Aspergillaceae.
AUGCAGGACAACAUGAAAAACGAGAUGGUCGAAGAAAUUAAAUCAGGAGAUGAAGAUAUCUCGUUCGCAGACACAUUUUUAAAUAAGGCUAAAGAUGUUUUCCAACGCGAGGGGGUCAACGCAGAAUCUUUACGCGUUGAGCAAUAUUUUGAGAUGUCUGCGCUUGGCUAUGACACGGCCACUGAGUGGGUGAAAGCGUACAAGGAUGAGUUUAACGCCCUAGUCCUUGACUACAACAUCCGAUCUUCCCCUUGGAUGACCCCUUUGAUGAGUAUUCUGCGGUUGUUGAACGAAAUCAAACAGCACAACGAGGUGGUCGCAUUAAACCUGCUUGACUGGCUGACAGCACAAGCUGGCACGGAAGGCAUCAAAGGUCUGACCAGCUGGGCCACCAAUGACCAUUUCAAUAUGUUUGCCAACCAUGCGUUGGAGGUAAUGAAGCUAUCCAGCACAGAAGAUGGCUAA